AAUGUAAUAAGGACUAGCUUAAAAAAGAUUAUUGAUGGAUUUUAAGAAAAUUUAAUAAGAAAAUUAGGAAGAUUUCAUGGCCUCUCCUUAAGAAAAUGAUAUUUUUCAUUGGGAAGCUGUGAUUUUUGGGUAUUUGUUUAAAUAUGAUUAUAAGACCAGAAUAAACACCUUGGGAAGGAGGAUGUUUUGAAUUAAAAUUAGCUUUUACAAAUGAUUAUCCUACAAAACCACCUGAAGUUAAAUUUGCUCCACCUAUUUAUCAUCCUAAUGUCUAUCCAGAUGGAAGAAUAUGCUUAGAUAUUUUGAAGGAACAAUGGACUCCAAUCUUAGAUGUUUGGGCAAUAUUAACAUCUAUUAGAUCUCUCUUGUGUGAUCCAAAUCCUAACUCACCUGCAAACCCAGAAGCAGCUAAAGUAAAAAAGAUUUUAAAAUAUAGCUAUAUAUGUCAGACCGAGCCGAAUAUUAUAGAAGAGUAAAAGAAUAAGUUGAGAAAACAUUAAAUGGCAUUGAAGAAGAAAAAUGAUU
Messenger RNA from Paramecium pentaurelia, 525 nucleotides. Lineage: Eukaryota; Ciliophora; Oligohymenophorea; Peniculida; Parameciidae. The record is from the annotation of a GenBank genome assembly.